AUGGGUGGAGGGUAUUGGAAUCUAGGGCGGAUCCCCCGAGACCGGUACCUCGAGAUCGAAGCGGCACUUCGCGUCUUCUUGGAUGAAACAUUCGGCAACGAGAAUUAUCGGAUCCCUCGAUACUACGGGGCCAAGGUGGACUUUGGAGAUGUGGACAUUCUUUUGUCGAGCAAAGUCACGGAGGGCAGUGACUGGGAUGAAGUGAAGAAGCUCAUAAUUGAAGGGCUUGGUAUCAAGAGGCAUGGCUCGAUCAGCAGUCGAGUCUUCUCGAUUGUGUACCACGGGUUUCAAGUGGACUUUUUCCGCGAAUCCCACGAGCACAUGCUCACCAAGACUAACUACAUGGGCUUCAACGAUCUUGGCAACCUUAUUGGACGUUUGUUUCGUCCAUUGGGCCUCAAGUACGGUGAGCGGGGUCUCUUCUUCGUCUUCAGACGCAAGACCGGAAACUACACGAAGGUCAUCUUAGUCAGCGCUGACUGGGAGAAGAUUCUGACUCUGGUGGGGCUUGAUUAUGGUGCCUGGGUCCGUGGGUUCCACGAAAUUGAAGAAAUGUUUGAAUGGAUCAUUGCGAGUCCGUACUUCCGGUCGACCCCGUACAUCAGCCGAAAGUCUAAGGUGAUACGAAAGGGUGCCAAGAUGCGCCCUACGAUACAAAAGUUCCUGCAAUACAUCGAGGAACGCAACAUUCGCUGCGAUCAACCUUUCUACUUGGACGAAGACGAGGGAAUUGCCCUCAUUGAAAGGCACUUUCCAGAGUUGCGGCUCAAGCAGCAGAUCAACGACGAGCAGAAGAAGGAAAAGGAAGCGACUGUCCUAUAUGCAAAGUACAACGGUAGGCUUGCAAUGGAAUGGGUCCCACAGCUGGGAGGCAAGUCACUGGGAGACAUGAUGAGUCAAUUCACUCAGAUGUACUCUCCAGAAGAGCUUUUGAUGAUGGAACCGGCCGUCGUCCGGGCCAGUUUCAUCAAGCUCCACGAGGAAAAGCAACCUGAAACAAAAUGGAGGGCUUCAAAGAGUCAUUGA
This is a messenger RNA of Seminavis robusta, 1026 nucleotides long. The record is from the annotation of a GenBank genome assembly. NCBI's taxonomy places the organism in Eukaryota, Bacillariophyta, Bacillariophyceae, Naviculales, Naviculaceae.